AUGCAUAUCCUCGUCACCCUCCCUCACCGUCUCAACCCAUCACUGCCCGCGCCACCCCAGCAAGUGAGUACGGUGCCGCCAUACGACUCUCGCGACCACCACGCCCUGCCCGUGUUCCGGCAUCUGAUGACCCAAGUUCUCCCCCAGCUGCUGGGCAGCAGCAGCUCGAACUCAGACAAGCAUGCCGCCGCCGUGCCAGACCUCCAGUUUGAAGUCACCACCGACUCGACCGAGGUCUCCUCGAUUGCUUGCUAUUUGGGACGCCGAUGGGUCUCUGACAAGGCCAAGGGCUUUGACUUGGAGACCGGAGACUGGAGGGGAUAA
Parathielavia appendiculata is the source of this 324-nucleotide messenger RNA. RefSeq lists its product as uncharacterized. The record is from RefSeq and is a predicted model, not a curated record. The coding region runs from base 1 to 324 and encodes 107 amino acids. NCBI's taxonomy places the organism in Eukaryota, Fungi, Ascomycota, Sordariomycetes, Sordariales, Chaetomiaceae. The transcript has a single exon.